AUGAGACCUACAAACAUCAUUUCAACACUAUACAAUAAUCAUUGGACAUCAUCUAGCAAAACCCCAAUUCCCCCAUUUAUUUCAACAUUCCUCAACGAAAAAUGGCCUCUUCCGGGAGGCGAUUCCUGUGAUUUUGAGUGCCUUCUCCCUCCUCCCCCACAAAAAGAAGAAAAAACUGAAGAGAUUGAUGAUAGCUUAAAUCCUGAGGAAAGAAUAAAACAACAACAACUAGAUAAAACGUUAAAAAAUAAAAAAUUAGUUGAGGUGGAAACUGGAGGAAUUGAAAGGGUUUUGACUUCCUUGGAUCAACUCUCAAUUUUAACCGAUUUAUCCUUACCCAUAUCAUCUCCCUCAACCUCGACUCCCUCCACUCAACAACAUAUAUUUCCUCAUGGGGAGGGUAUUACUCGUUGUUUGUGUUGUAAAACUACCCCUACAACAUCUACAAAUGCUCCGAAUUUAACAAAUUUUGAAAAACAACAUUGGAGGUUGAUAGAGGAGGUUUUGAAUGAUGCCGAAUUUCAUCAGUUGCUUUUGGUGGGGAAAAAUUUUUUUAAUUUUCAGAAUUUUUUCUGAUUUUUUUCUGAUUUUUUUCAGAAUAUUUUCCGAUUUUUUCAGAAUUUUUUCUGAUUUUUUCAGAAUUUUUUCUGAUUUUUUUCAGAAUUUUUUCUGAUUUUUUUCAGAAUUUUUUCUGAUUUUUUUCAGAAUUUUUUCUGAUUUUUUUUCAGAAUUUUUCAGAAUUUGUUCUGAUUUUUCAGAAUUUUUCUGAUUUUUCUCAGAAUUUUUCUGAUUUUUUUUCAGAAUUUUUCUGAAAUUUUCCUGAUUUUUUCAGAAUUUUUUCAAAUUUCUAUUUAUUUUUUAUUUAUUUUUUAAUAUUAUUUUUUGAGAAAUGCACUCUUCCUUUUUUACCCACCCGAAUUUUAUCUUUUUUUAAUAUUCUAUGGCACAAUUCCUAAGAUACUUUGUGCAUUUGAAAUUUUUAAGCAUCGAUUCCUAUUUGCUUCUCCUUUUAUUGUUACCAUUUAUAUUUU
This is a messenger RNA of Meloidogyne enterolobii, 1031 nucleotides long. The record is from the annotation of a GenBank genome assembly. NCBI's taxonomy places the organism in Eukaryota, Metazoa, Nematoda, Chromadorea, Rhabditida, Meloidogynidae.